CAUGUUUAUCCCAUUUCUGACAACCAAUUAUCUGUACUUCCUGGUAUUUGGAAACCUAUCGUAUGUGAGAGACUGCCCCAUUCACAACGUAUAUAAAGAAUGCUGUAUUGAACUGUUCGGUAUAUCUAGUUAGGUGUUCUAUGUGCGUGUUUGUACAUCUUACCAUCACGAACAUCGGUUACUAUUCGUGAUAUCAAACAUAUCACUUUCCCUGACCUGUCGUCAUGGAUACCAACGCAAACAAAAAGUUCCGGCCUUUCAAUGCCUUUAUGAACUUACAGACGGAGCGAUCCGAUGUGUUCGAAAUUGCAGUAAAACCGGUUUCCUCUCCGAAUCGCAUAAAAACUUUCCUUAUUGCUGCUACUGUCAUCACAGGCAUAGGUCUCGUUGUAGCAAUAUCUGUUGCCAUAGCGUUGAAAAUUAAAUCCUCGGAUGCAGUUCACAAGUACAACCAACCACUGGGGAAAAUAGGUAAAACAACAACAUCAACCACAAGAUCCACUACAACAGGUCCUCAACUCUCAAGUAGUACUGCAGGAUUAACGACAACCACACCGGCACCAAGUGCCAAUGGCACAUGGAACAAUUGGGGAUCGUGGACGUCUUGUGGAGCCACUUGUGGAACCGGAUAUCACACGAGAUACAGAACAUGUCUUCGUACAUCGGCGAAUGACCCGAUCUGUCAGGGAGAAUAUGUGGAGACGACCACUUGUUCAUUGGCAACUUGUCCAGUGUACGGAGUAUGGACAACUUGGUCAGGCUGGGCAGUUUGUGACGUCACUUGUGGAGGAGGUACCCAUUUAAGGACGCGAGUUUGUCAGAAGUCAUCCUCCUCGGACCUUGACUGUGUUGGAAGUUGGUCACAGUCUCAGGCAUGCAACCGGUGGAGCUGUCCAGAUUGUUCUCAGACUUGUACCACUGGUGUCUUAAACGCCGAUUGUACAGCAUGUGAAUGUGCGUCCAACACUGUGCAGGGAAUUGUACGUAACCAUGUCAACGUCCCCUUAAACGAGGCUUCAAUCGCACACGCUAGCGUUCCCUACAAAACGUUAGCAACAACCAAUGAAACUGGUGGAUUUGUGUUGGACACUACAUGUGAGGCUGUAGAAGUUGUCAUCACCAGGGCUGGCUACGCUGAUGUCACUGUUGUAGUAACAAGCACCACGGUCACUGUACAGAUGUCCCUCACAGAAUACCCUGCCAUCAGUAUGAAUCCAAAGUCACGUGUCCGUGUCCAGGGAGAAAAUGUCACGUUUUGUUGUGAAGCGUACGGAAACCCUGCUAUCACCAGCUAUGAAUGGAUGAAAGGCGGUGUUUUAAUUGACGAUACUAAGUACCCGGAUGGAUACAACUUGACACUGAAUGACGUCACUAUAAGUGACAGUGGCGAGUACAAGUGUCGCGCUAACAGUCCCGUGGGAGCUGUGUACUCAGCGUCAGCCCUGCUGACCGUGAAAUCAACAAAAGCCGAGUUUUGCGAGGAUGCGUACGAAGAGAAAAAAAUCAGUCUUCCAUCCGACUGCGUUCAGGCUGACAACACAAAUCUGUAUGAAGUUGGAGGAUGCGCCAAGAAGACAUGUCGCAGUUCGAACAAUGAGGACGGAUUAUGUGGUCCUACCAAGAAGUUCUGCUGCAUACCUUCUUCAGAGGAAGAACGGACGGUUCAGUGCAGUGACUAUACCCUGAAGGUAAUCGUCGUGACUGGAUGUUCCUGUGGCGAAUGUUCGUCUGCUGAUAUCAAGGUACAAGGCCAGGUCAAUGGACUCAAUACUGGUGUCGCGUUGCGUCUCGGUACGAUAUACGUGAAUGGAUCAUCUGUAGCCAGGACCACAUUCUCUGGUGUGUUUUCGUUCACUCUACCCGCCGGUAGUUUAAGUGUAGCUUUAACGAUAGAAGACACUCUCUUCAAAACCUUGCUGACUACCACAAGACUUCUUACAUUCGAUGAAACAAUGGAAGGAGCAGUUUACCAGAAAAUUACGUUGAUGGAAGCUGCGCCUCGUAUAUCAAUUUCAUCAGAUGUCGAAAAUACAGUAUCGAUGGGAAAUAUCAGUGGUAUGCCAGCCAUAGCAGAGAUGAUAAUACCUCCAAACUCGUACGUGGACGCGUCCGGAAACCCUUACAACGGAGUGGUAAAGGCUAGCGUGAACAUAUUUGACCCAAGAAACGUGAGCAGUAUAUCAGCUGCGCCCGGAUCAUUUGAAUUCACUGAUGCAGAGGGUGACACACAGGAUCUUCAAACUUUUGGCGUUAUCGUCCUGGAUUUCCAAGAUGAAUCUGGAAACAAAUUGAACGUUGUCGGAAACGUGACCAUCAAACUGGACGCUACCUUUGUCGAAAGUACGUAUUCCGGAAACGUUACUGAUGCUAAGCUUUGGGGACUCAACACCGUGACAGGACAAUGGGAAGAGGUAGGAUCUAUGGUCAUAGAGACAUCAAAACGACGCAAGAGGCGAUCUGCUAGAAACUAUGUCGUAGGACAGGUUCCGAUAAGUGCAUUCCGAGCUAUCAACCUAGACUGCUAUCGUGGAUUCAAAAGAUGCUACUUUAAAACGUCGGUAACAGACACAAACAAAAACCCAGUAAACGGCUACACUGUUCGAGUCAUACACAUGACGUAUCCCGGGGAAAGGUAUGGAAGUACGUCAGAGUACGUCACAGCGGUCAAGGAAAUGUCGUGCAACAGCGGUUCCCGUCAGUAUACGUUUUGUCGAAGUGACUCUUGGGGAUAUAUUCAAGCGUACAAAAGAGCAGAAGUGUAUAACCCUGGUGUUUCAGGUGCAAGUGGACUAUCAGCAACUGCUCUUUCCCGUCUGAACUACAAAACAACAACCAAUCCCGUCAGCAUCAAGGCAUCUUUCCAAAUAUCCAAUGAUCUUUUUCGGUUCUACAAAAGUUCUACUGUGAAUUCUUUCGCAGAAUAUACACUUAUUCCGCUUUCUGUUGGUCCAACGGUGGCCUUCUCCAUGUCUAUUCCGGCAACCGCAGCCGAUCACGGACCAAGGUUAUGGUAUCCGUACAAAAACCCGACAACAAUGUCCGAAUUCAAAAUUUGUAUGAUAAAAAUAGCUGUUGAUGGACAAACAUCAGGUCUUUCCUUCACGGUUAAAAGUAAGGCUGGUCCAAAUAGUGGAAUAACGGACACAAUCCUGGGAGUUCGUCAGGUCGCUGUGGAGAAUGGUGGAGCUUGUAUUGAAUAUAAAUGCAGUGGCACUUACCCUUUAUUCAAAAAUGUGUUGACACGUAUUUCACCUGACAAUCGACACGACUAUACAAAAGUUACGAUAACUCCUGUCGGUCGAUUUUGUACCGUGUCAUGGGAAGGCGACAUCAAAUUACACUCUGUCAACUCCGGAUCAAACAACAUCGGAAUCGUGUCUCAUGAGUGGUUUAUUCCCGACACAGAGGAACAUGGCAUAUAUAUCUACGAAAAGACAGAAUCAUAUGAAACAAUAGACUGGGACGACACACGGCAGACGACCCGAAACAUGUGUAGGGAAGGCGUCAAAAGUCCGUCAAGUAACGCAGAUCCGAGUAUGAACGCAGUUGACCCGGCACUCAAGUUCACGUGUUUAUAAUAAUGACGAAAUAAAAACAUUUUUUAUAAAAGCAAAAGAGUCCUCAUCAAACGACACAGUGUUAAACCUCGAUUUUAAGUCCAUUAAUUGUUCCAAUUACCACUUCGCUUUCCGCCAACAUCACUUUGUAUUUUUUCUUACGGAUUCUUUUAUACCUGUAACUUAAUUCAUCGCUAAACCCCAUUGUACACCAAAACGUUACUCUGGACAGCUGAUUAUUGUAUAACUACACUUAACUGUUGUACUAAUAAAGACUGAGACAUUAAAUGUAGAUAAAUAUACCGCUAUGUUAACUGUAUGACACGUAGAAAGGACAUAAUGUCUAAAAAUAUGUUUUGAUGUGCUUAUUUUGAACUGUAUAUAUUUCAAGUGAUUUUGUCUAAUUAUGUCUCCCAAGCACAGUUCGGGGACAUAUUGCUUUUGCUCCGUUUCUUAUUAUUAUUAUUAUUAUUAUUUUUUAUUACUCUUAUUUCUUCCACUUUCUUCCGCCGAGGAGGGGUCCGAAAUUUUUCUCGAAAAUCGUAGGGCGGAAUUCAACGAAACUUUUUAGAGUGUUCGUGUAUGACAGGCGGUGCGCAAGAGUAUUUUUUCAUCGGUCAUCCGACUGGUCAGCUGGACGGCGGCCUCUGAUUGGUCGAAACUUAGACAUUGUCCGAUUUUGAUGAAAUUUGGUAUAUAGGUUAAGUAUGGCGUUACAAAAGCAACAGCGGGGUUUAUUUUGUAAUUUAACAAUGGCCGCCAUUUCUUGACCUCUGAUUGGUCGAAAUUUAAAUAUUGUCCAAUUUCGAUCAAAUUUGGUAUGUAGGUGAAUUAUGGGACAACAAUCAUUCGGCCCCCAUUUCCUGUCCUCUGAUUGGUCGAAAUUUAAAAAUUAUCCAAUUUUUAAUCAAAUUUGCUCACUCGGCCCCCAUUUACUGGCCUCUGAUUGGUCGAAAUUUAAAAAUUAUCCAGUUUUUAAUCAAAUUUGAUCACUCGGCCCCCAUUUACUGGCCUCUGAUUGGUCGAAAUUUAAAAACUAUCCAAUUUCUAUCAAAUUUAGUAUGUAUGUGUAUCAUAGGACAAUGAUCACCUCCAUAGCUUAGAUUUCACAUUUCAGCAAAAUGGCUGCCAGUUUUUUCCUCUUAUUGGUCAAAAUUUAAACACUGUCCAAUUUGGAUGCAAUUUGGUGCAUCGGUUUAGUAUGACACUACAAAUACAACUGCGGUCGAUUUUUUUAUUAAACAAAAUGGCUGCCAAUUCCUGGCCUCUGAUUGGUCGAAAUUUAGAUAUUCGAUUUGAAAACAAAUUGGUAUAUAGGGUUAUAAAGGGUUAUUUUAGGAGAUUUUAAUGAAGAUAUAUUAAUUCCAGAUAAAUCUAGAAAUGUUAAGAAUUUCCUAAAUAACUUUAAUCUAACUCAACUAAUAAAAGAACCAACUCGCAUUACAGAGAACUCAAGUACCUUAAUUGAUUUGAUAAUUAUUAGUAACUACAUCCAAAAUUCCUCAGCUGGUGUUCUAGACCCAAUCUGUAGUGAUCAUUGCCCAGUUUAUGUAAGCUUAAAGCAAUUUAUUAUCCUAGUAACACAUACAAAAGAAGAAUUUGGAAGUAUGAAGAAGGAGACUAUAAUCUAUUUAAAUUAAGACAAAAUGGCAUAUCAGGAAAUUUAUUAUCGUGGUUUGAGAGUAACCUUUCAUGAAUAUCACACUCGCUAUAAAUUAAGUAGACUUCAGUUAUUUCUUUCCUGUUAUUAUCAUCUUUCUUGUUGCUUGAAUUGAAUAAAGAAGUGCAGUGUAUUAUAUAUUAAACGUGUUUUUGUUUCGGCUCGAUUUUGAAUUGAUGGACUAAACAAGAGGCCCAAGAGGGCAUGUAUCGCUCACCUGAAUAUUGAAGCAGUCAUAGCAAAAUAUUCACAUUAAAUAUUAUAUUG
Messenger RNA from Mizuhopecten yessoensis (Yesso scallop), 5484 nucleotides. Its product is annotated as cartilage intermediate layer protein 1-like. The transcript is spliced from 9 exons. The coding region runs from base 225 to 3578 and encodes 1117 amino acids. The record is from RefSeq and is a predicted model, not a curated record. Lineage: Eukaryota; Metazoa; Mollusca; Bivalvia; Pectinida; Pectinidae.